UUUGCAGUUUUGCUUUCUUGGUCUCGUGAGUCUUAAGCAGCUCUCCUCCACUGGUCCUCCAAAGUGGCGCCUUCUUCAAUGAGCUUUUUGCGAAGUGAGGCUCCCAAUACCAGAAAGCUGAAGACCACCUGGUACGCGGUACAGCCAGGUCUACUCUACCUCUGCUUUGGUCCGGCUUGUUUGGUUGCUUCUUACGCUAGAACACUCUCUCGUCUUCUAAUUCGUCGCUCGGUCUCUCCAAAGAGCUGCAAGGACGUGGAACAAAAGAGAUUUGACAAGACUCACAGACAAGGAUUGAAAGCAAGUCUAGAAAAGCAAAGACCAACUUGGAAUGUUUAAAUGCAUACCUUGGCUCAUCGCAGAAGCAGCGGUUCUAUGGUCGUCUCAGAGGAUUUAGCUCCUGUGCAUGGAAAAAGGAUUGAGUGAUCACCAGUCUCCCGAGCAGUCCUCCAUGCCUCCCACAACAACAAGUCUGGCUUAUGGCUUGGCAGACGAACACAUCUCCGGAGAUCCGUCCAGGAAGCAUUUGGUCUCGUCCGGCAAGCCACCGCUGUAUCUCCGAGAAGAAAGCCCAUCAGCACCAACAACACAAAGAACGUCCUCACCUCAGAUGGAUCAGAGUGACAGGAUCGAGCUCACGCAGCUCCCCGCGUUGCAGCGCGGCGACGGCCGCUGGGCAGCAAGUCUGUUGAUCGAGUGCGCAGCAGCAGUCGUCCAGAAAGACGCUGCUCGAGUCCAGCAUUUCAUGUGGAUGCUCAACGAACUUGCUUCUCCAUACGGGGACUUCGACCAGCGGCUAGCAUCGUGCUUCCUCCAGGGACUCUUCUGCCGGAUCACCGGGACGGGCUCCCGCCAACACCGAGUGCUGUGCUCCGCGGCGGAGAGACAGUGCCUCUUCGAUCCAAUGCGCAAGAUGAUGCUCAAGUUCCAAGAGAUGAGCCCCUGGACAACUUUCGGUCACGUCGCGGCCAACGGAGCUCUUAUGGAAGCCGUGGAAGGCGAGUUUCGCGUCCACAUCCUGGACGUGAGCAGCACCAUGUGUACCCAGUGGCCGACUUUGCUGGAAGCUCUUGCCACCCGCUCGGACGGAGCUCCACACCUGAGACUGACGAGCAUUCUGGUAAGCUCCGAGGAGGCGGUCGUCAAAGUCAUGACCGAGGUCGGCGCUCGCCUCCGAAAGUUUGCAAGGCUGAUGGGAGUCCCGUUCGAGUUUCGGCUCCUCCAGCAGCCGGAGCUCGAACUGCUCGACGUCGCUACCAUCCAGCCUCGAGCCGGAGAAGCGCUCAUCGUCAACUGUAUUCACUCGCUACACAAUGUGUCCGAGAGGCCGCCUCCUUCUUCCUCGUCUUCCGCUGCUUCUCCACGAGAUCUAGUCCUCAACACCUUCCGGAGCCUGAAUCCCAAGCUCGUGAUCAUCGCAGACGACGAAGCCGACCUCAUAUCUCGAGGAGACUUCAUGAGCCGAUUCGUGGAAGCAGUCCGCUACUAUUCCCUCUUCUUCGAGUCUGUGGAGGAGAGUUUCCCGAGAACGAGCAACGAGAGGCUGAUGCUGGAGAGAAUUGUGUCACGGAAGAUCGUCAACCUGUUAGCCUGUGACGAAGCGAGCAUCUCGGAGAGGCAGGAAAAGAGCAGCCAGUGGGUGAUGAGGAUGCGGAGAGCCGGCUUCGCACUCGCAAAGUUCAGUGACGAUGUAGCCGAUGACGCUCGGGCGCUGCUCAAGCGGUAUAAGGAAGGCUGGGGAUACACCAACACCGACGUUGGCCUCUUUCUCACUUGGAAGGAGCAGCCCACUGUGUUUGCCACCUCUUGGAAACCAUUCUGAGAGCCUGUAUAAAUCCAAAAGAUUUUCCCCCGA
This is a messenger RNA of Selaginella moellendorffii, 1855 nucleotides long. Its product is annotated as protein SHORT-ROOT. The record is from RefSeq and is a predicted model, not a curated record. Gene Ontology annotation, molecular function: sequence-specific DNA binding; DNA-binding transcription factor activity. Gene Ontology annotation, biological process: regulation of DNA-templated transcription. NCBI's taxonomy places the organism in Eukaryota, Viridiplantae, Streptophyta, Lycopodiopsida, Selaginellales, Selaginellaceae. Gene Ontology annotation, cellular component: nucleus. The transcript has 2 exons. Bases 407 to 1822 code for a protein of 471 amino acids.